CCGCCAAAAAUAUCCGAUUCACUAUUAAGCCGGAAGACCCAAGACCCAGUCCAAUCCCAAUCCCACAAUCCCGAUCGAAUUCACCCUAGAGGAAUCGUGCGCAGAGUGCCUGUCCUACUCUGAGACACGAGAAGGUGCCGAGCCGCGCGAGCUUGAGAGGUAGAGGGAUAUAGAGAGAGAGAUCUGCGCUCUAGGGUUUUGGUAUGUCCUGAUUUCCCAAGGGGGCGAGUGUGAGAGAUUUAGAGAGAGAGGGGUGAGAACGCUGAGUGCUGAGCUGAGAGAGAAGGUGGAGAGAAUUUUUCUGUUUUUUUUAUGUUUUAGGGAUUUCUCUCCCUGCUGCCGUUGGUUCCCUUUCCUUGCAUCUUGUCGAAGUUCCUCAUGGAGCAGCGUAAACUUGUGGUUUUGGGUAUUCCUUGGGAGGUCGAUACUGAGGGGUUGAAAGAAUAUAUGAGCAAAUUUGGCGAUUUGGAAGAUUGCGUUGUUAUGAAGGAGAGGUCAACUGGCCGGUCUCGUGGUUUUGGAUAUGUUACAUUUGCUUCAGUUGAUGAUGCUAAGAAAGCAUUAUCAAGCGAACAUGUUCUUGGCAAUAGGAUGCUCGAAGUCAAAGUGGCCACACCAAAGGAGGAGAUGAGGGCACCAGUAAAGAAAGUUACCAGAAUUUUUGUGGCCAGGAUUCCACCAUCUGUUACAGAAGCAACUUUUAGAAGUCAUUUUGAGAAAUAUGGGGAGAUAACAGAUUUAUACAUGCCAAAGGACCAGGGCUCAAAAUCACACCGUGGAAUUGGUUUUAUAACUUUUGCUAGUGCAGAAUCUGUGGAGAAUUUAAUGACAGAUACUCAUGAAUUGGGAGGUUCUACUGUGGUGGUUGAUCGAGCAACACCAAAGGAAGAUGAUAUGAGGCCUAUUGGCAGAAUGUCACAGGGAGGGUAUGGUGCAUACAAUGCAUAUAUAUCUGCAGCAACUCGAUAUGCAGCACUUGGUGCUCCUACUCUGUAUGACCAUCCUGGUUCAGUUUAUGGAAGGGGGGAACCUGUUCGGGGAAUGGGCAAAAAAAUUUUUGUUGGUCGUCUUCCCCCUGAAGCAACAGCUGAUGAUCUUCGCCAGUAUUUUGGAAGAUUUGGCCGUAUAUUAGAUGUCUAUGUUCCAAAGGAUCCCAAGAGAGCAGGCCACAGAGGUUUUGGUUUUGUAACUUUUGCUGAAGAUGGUGUGGCAGAUCGUGUCUCUCGGAGGUCUCAUGAGAUUUGUGGACAUCAGGUUGCUAUAGAUUCAGCUACACCUCUUGAUGAUGCUGGGCCGAGUUCGAAUUUUAUGAUGAGCAGUGUGGAUACUUUUGGGGGAUAUGGUGGUCCCAUGCGCACCUAUGGGAGGAUGUAUGGCAGCCUGGACUUUGAUGAUUGGGGUUAUGGAAUUGGGAGUGCGAGACCAUCAAGAACAGAUUGGAGGUAUAGGCCAUACUAGGGAGCGUGGUUUUGAUGGUGUCGUCUCUGCGUCACACAUCAGCUCUUUCCACAAUUACUGAUGCUGCUCUUUCUACCAUCGGCUUUGCAUUAACUCUUCUGUAAUCGAUAAAAACAGUUCGUCGUUAUGUUGGUAACUUAUUCAGUGAACAGUAAUGGAACUGGUUAUGAAAAAACGGAUUGGCGGCUGUAUCAUUAAUCUGCAGGCAUGUCUACUGUUAUAUGUUCUACUAUUAGUACGUACGCCUCUAGCUUGCUUCA
Prosopis cineraria is the source of this 1718-nucleotide messenger RNA. RefSeq lists its product as uncharacterized. The transcript has 14 exons. Gene Ontology annotation, molecular function: RNA binding. The record is from RefSeq and is a predicted model, not a curated record. Bases 379 to 1458 code for a protein of 359 amino acids. NCBI's taxonomy places the organism in Eukaryota, Viridiplantae, Streptophyta, Magnoliopsida, Fabales, Fabaceae.